AUGAACAAACCAAUUAUAAAAGAUAAAUCAGAACAAUUCUUUAAAUUUAGAGAUGUACACAGACAAGAGAAAAAGCUGUUUGACAAGAACCAAUUCUUAUCUUUUAAACUUGAAAGAUCAUUAAGAUUAUCAAAUAAUACAGUAGAUAAUAAUAAUAGAGGUGGUGGGGGAGGAUUAAUCGAUCAAUUAUCAUUCCCAAAUGUAUUUGUAAAUAAAAAGUUGAUUAGUCCACCAACUACUCCUCCUCCAUCACAUCAUCACCAACAACAACAACAACAACCACCAGCAACAGAAUUAUUAAUCAAUAAACCUUAUUGUGGUCAUUGUGGAAUAAAAUUUGGAAUCUUUACCAACAUGGUUGUAUGCGGACUAUGUAAAAUCAAUUUCUGUAACAAAUGUGUAACCAAACUAUCGAGUAAUGAUAUAACAGGAGUAUUGAGAGAAGGACAAGUAAUCAAUUAUUGUGAGGCAUGUGUCAUUGUUGCAAUGGCCGAAGAAUCAAAUCGAAGAUACUACGAACACGUCAAACAAUCAAAAGAAUCAAAUCCCCUCUACCUCAUCUACAACGAACAAACACUCCUCCGUAAAGCAAUUGUAGCAUCUAUUCCAAACUUUGAAUACCUUGCAUCAUCAAUUGUCGAUUUCACAAGAUCUUCUCCAAAAAAUAGAGAAACUUUUUUACAAGUCUAUAAUGAAGUAUUAAAUAUACAAAAUGAAUUAUCAGUAUUAUUUAAAGAAUUUGAUAAACAAUUAAAAUUAUUGAUAUCAUUAAAUUCAAAUCAAUUGGGAUCAAAACAAGAAUCUGUUAGAUCAAAUAUGAAACAUGUCUAUGUAUUUUUUCUUCAACAACAUUUACCAAAAUUUAAAACUAUUCAAAAUCAAAUAUUACAUUUAGAAAUGAAUGUAGCAACUAAUAUUUAUACCAUUUUAUGUGGAAUAACAUUAGAUAACAAAUUACAUAAAGAGUUUUGGAAUCAAUUUCAAAAUCAAUUUCAAGAUACCAUAUCGGUAUGUCGAAGAGAUUUAUUCAAUGCAACUGUAAAAUGUGGAGAGAAUUGGGAAACCCAUAAAGGAUUGGUAGAUGAUACGAUUUGUGGUAACGAGAAAUCAUUUCUACUAUUAUCAAAUCACCCGAGUAAAGAGUUUUUGGGAUCACUUGUACGAAAGAAUUUAGAUGUCAUCAAACAUACAAUCGAUCAAAUCAAUCUACGUGUAAAACCUGAUGACCUAGUAUCAAGUAAACAAAGUUUACAACAAUUAUAUAAUCAUUUAGAAAUUGUUUAUAAAAAAAGUUUACAAUUUUAA
Cavenderia fasciculata is the source of this 1305-nucleotide messenger RNA. RefSeq lists its product as uncharacterized. The record is from RefSeq and is a predicted model, not a curated record. The transcript is spliced from 4 exons. NCBI's taxonomy places the organism in Eukaryota, Evosea, Eumycetozoa, Acytosteliales, Cavenderiaceae. Bases 1 to 1305 code for a protein of 434 amino acids.